AUGGCUUAUUCCGGUGAGAACAAAAUCGUCGCAACAAUGAUUCUUCAAGAUGAAACGAGAAGCAGAAAAUUCGGACAAGAGAUGAAGAGAGAGAAGAGAAGAGUGUUGGGUGUGAUUAACCAGAAUCUGAUUGGUGCAAGAGGUCAUCCUUGUCUUGUCAACAAGAGAGGAAGCUUAUCAAAGCAAGAAGUAGGAUGUCAAAAGAAGAAGCUUGAUUCUCUGCGACCCUCGCUUACAAGAUCUCAAGAUGAAGAGCCGUGGUGUGCAGAGGAGAGGAAGAAGCUGAAUCAAUCAGUUCCAAGUGGAAACGAUGUCGUUGACUGUAUACUCGUUGAUGAUGAGGAAGAAGUGACAUUCGACCAUCCGAUGCCAAUGUCGCUGGAGAAGCCAUACACUGAAGCUGAUCCAAUGGAGGAAGUUGAGAUGGAGGAUGUAAUAGUGGAAGAACCAAUCUUGGAUAUAGAUGUCUCUGAUGCGAAGAACACACUUGCAGCUGUUGAAUAUGUCAAAGAUCUCUACUCAUUCUAUCGCAAAAUGGAGAUGUUUAGUUGUGUUCCAGUAGAUUACAUGAUGCAACAAAUCGACUUAAACGAGAAGAUGAGAGCAAUACUAAUCGACUGGCUAAUCGAGGUGCAUGACAAGUUUGAUCUGAUGAAUGAGACACUGUUUCUCACAGUGAAUCUGAUAGAUAGAUUCUUGUCCAAGAAAGGUGUAAUGAGGAAGAAGCUUCAGCUUGUAGGGUUAGUGGCUUUGCUCUUAGCUUGCAAGUAUGAAGAGGUUUCGGUUCCUGUUGUCCAAGAUUUGGUUCUCAUUUCAGACAGAGCUUAUACAAAGAAUGAUGUUCUUGAGAUGGAGAAAACAAUGCUGGACACAUUGCAGUUCAAUGUCUCUCUGCCAACACAAUACCCUUUCUUGAAAAGAUUCCUCAAGGCAGCUCAAGCAGAGAAGAAGUGUGAGAUGUUGGCAUCGUUCUUGAUCGAGCUUGCGCUUGUGGAGUAUGAGAUGCUUCGGUUUCCACCAUCAUUACUAGCUGCAACAGCUGUGUACACUGCUCAAUGCACACUUGAUGGUUUCAGGCAAUGGAACAGUACUUGUCAACACCACUCUCAUUACUCUCAAGACCAGCUCAUGGAAUGUUCGAGGAAGAUGGUGAGUCUACAUGAGAAGGCUGCGACAGGGAAGUUGACAGGAGUGUAUAGGAAGUAUAACACAUUCAAAUUUGGGUACAUAGCAAAGUGUGAAGCUGCACACUUUCUUUUGUCUACUGAGUCUCAUCACCAUCCUUCAUUAACCCAAAAGGAUAUAAUAAGUAGUUUUGUACAGCUCUGUUGA
This is a messenger RNA of Microthlaspi erraticum, 1332 nucleotides long. The record is from the annotation of a GenBank genome assembly. Lineage: Eukaryota; Viridiplantae; Streptophyta; Magnoliopsida; Brassicales; Brassicaceae.